Pygoscelis adeliae (Adelie penguin) is the source of this 1917-nucleotide messenger RNA. RefSeq names its product purinergic receptor P2Y, G-protein coupled, 2 (gene P2RY2). Bases 520 to 1596 code for a protein of 358 amino acids. The record is from RefSeq and is a predicted model, not a curated record. NCBI's taxonomy places the organism in Eukaryota, Metazoa, Chordata, Aves, Sphenisciformes, Spheniscidae. The transcript has 2 exons. Gene Ontology annotation, cellular component: plasma membrane. Gene Ontology annotation, biological process: phospholipase C-activating G protein-coupled receptor signaling pathway; blood vessel diameter maintenance; positive regulation of mucus secretion. Gene Ontology annotation, molecular function: A1 adenosine receptor binding; G protein-coupled UTP receptor activity; G protein-coupled purinergic nucleotide receptor activity.
AUUGACUCAUCUAAAUAUCCCCUGCCCGGCCGUGGUAGAUACUGUUACGGGAGCGUUUUGGGAUGCUGGCGUCACAUGCACAUGCCUGUGGGUAUAUAUAUUUGAGGGCACGUGGCCGCUGGGAUUGCAACACCGAUCUGCGUGGGCUCCUCUCAGCACAGGGCUCCUCUCCCAUGCUGACUUCAUUCACUACAGCUGAUGGUACCUGUUUUCUGGGGAAAAAAAAAAAAACAAACCCAUGUCCCGUGGGAUAAACAGGUCGAAGGCCACGCUGCAAAGAGAGAGGUGGUCCAGCCGUUGCAACCAGGUUCAUCCAAGACCCAGCACGUGGUCCGGCAUGGAAGAAGCCGGUCGGGCCGAUGCUCUCGCUGUGCACGGGUGGCUGGAGGGCUCCUAAAAAGCUGUGCAUGGUCACCUGCAUUCAGGGCCAGAGAAAAAAACCUCCUGCCAUGACCCCGGGAAGGGCCGGGAAAGCCGACGAAGCAGAUACAGGUGGUCCUCACCGAAGCAUCGUGGGUGAUGGCGAACCUAACAACUCCUCCAGCCUGGACCAGAGUCAUCAACAGCUCCUUGGACCCAGGUGGCGCAGGGGACAACGACUACAAGUGCAUAUUUGAUGAGGACUUCAAGUAUAUCCUGCUGCCUGUCUCCUACGGCAUCGUGUGCGUGGUGGGGCUCUUUCUCAACCUGCUGGCCCUCUACGUCUUCAUCUUCAGGAUCAAGACCUGGAACGCCUCCACCACGUACAUGUUCAACCUGGCCGUGUCUGACACGCUCUACGUGGUCUCCCUGCCCCUCCUGGUGUAUUAUUAUGCCAUGGGGGACAACUGGCCCUUCAGCGUGGGCUUGUGUAAGAUAGUCCGCUUCUUGUUUUACACCAACCUCUACUGCAGCAUCCUCUUCCUCCUCUGCAUCAGCAUCCAUCGAUUCCUGGGCAUCUGCUUCCCGCUGAAGUCGUUGCAGUGGGGACACGUUCGCUAUGCCCAGAGGGUGUCGGUCAUCGUGUGGGUGGUGACUGUCGUCUGCCAGUCACCCGUGCUCUUCUUCGUCACCACCAGCGUGAAGCGUGAUACCAUCACCUGCCACGACACGUCCAGCAAGGACCUCUUUGGCCAGUUUGUCAUUUACAGUUCAGUGAUGCUGGUGCUGCUCUUCUGCAUCCCUUUCCUCAUCAUCAUCGUCUGCUACUGCCUAAUGGCCCGGAGGUUGCUGCAGCCCACACGGGGGAUCUCCCGGCUGUCCCGAUCCAAAAAGAAGUCAGUCAAGAUGAUAAUUAUCGUCUUGGUGGUCUUCAUUGUUUGUUUUCUUCCUUUCCAUGUCACUCGUACCUUGUACUACUCCUUCCGGAGCUGGGACUUGAGCUGUCGGACCCUCAAUGCUAUCAAUUUAGUCUAUAAGGUGACUCGUCCCCUAGCUAGCACAAACAGCUGCUUGGAUCCCAUUCUGUAUUUCUUAGCAGGACAACGAUUUAUGAAGUUUGCGGGCAACAAAAUGCCAGGGAAGCCUCAAAAUGAAAUGGCGCUGGGCAUUGUGCCCAGCAGUCACCUGGGAACUAGCAACGACACAGACACGUUAUCCAAGGAUGUGAAAUCCUAGCUCCGCUCCCGCACGGCCAGCAUCAUCUCCAUGACAGAUGGGUUUAUCCCAGGUGUGAAGGGAGGUCAGGAUGCUUCAGGGCCCGAGGCUUUUGGUGUUUGCAGUGCCUUGGCUUGCACCCACAUCAGCAUGGUCCGUGUUAAAUGCGCUCCUUUGCUUGUCGCUGUUUCAAACGUAUUUUUUCAGGAAGAUGCUGCUGUGGUUAUACACACAAACCCCGUAUCUCUGCCUCUUCGUCCAAGCCUGCCUCUCUGUUCAAUGCUGAAUGGCAUCUCUCCACCAGUGAGGCUGGGUGACCUCUAUCACGGUGGCCAAAUCUGC